Molecule: messenger RNA, 312 nt
Organism: Cladophialophora immunda
Lineage: Eukaryota; Fungi; Ascomycota; Eurotiomycetes; Chaetothyriales; Herpotrichiellaceae
Exons: 1
Coding region: 1-312 (103 amino acids)
Source: RefSeq, a predicted model, not a curated record
AUGAAGGUUGCGCGAAAGAAAUUCGUCGACGAUUUCAGCGUACUUGGUGUCGAAAAAUGCCUGUUGGAGGCGCUGGCUGUCAUGUUUUCCCCGCGAGUUGUCUCAUCGCUGCCUGAUGAGACAAUCAAGGCGAUUGCUGAAGAAGACGACGGGGCCAGGGGCGAGCGCGAGCGAUUGGAGCAGAGGGUGGCAACGCUCAACAGCGGUCUAACUCAACUUCACCGCUUCGAUCGACACAACAUAUCAGGUGAGGCCACGCCAACAAACACCACGCAGAAUGCUGAGUGCCACAGUGAAAAUUUCGCCGGGUGA